Messenger RNA from Bipolaris victoriae FI3, 1200 nucleotides. RefSeq lists its product as hypothetical. The transcript is spliced from 3 exons. Gene Ontology annotation, cellular component: cytosol; cytoplasm. Gene Ontology annotation, biological process: secondary metabolic process. Lineage: Eukaryota; Fungi; Ascomycota; Dothideomycetes; Pleosporales; Pleosporaceae. The record is from RefSeq and is a predicted model, not a curated record. The coding region runs from base 1 to 1200 and encodes 399 amino acids. Gene Ontology annotation, molecular function: hydrolase activity; carboxy-lyase activity.
AUGAGGGCUUUUCAGAAAUCAUUUACCCUAAUCGGAUGGGUAGCUGCGUUCGCUACUUGUGAGAGUGGCUUGUCUAAGAGAUAUGAACAAGCAGAUGUCAUUCAGUCCAUCGUCCAACGCGCUACCGCCGACUCGAUCGACCUUGGGGCUGUUCCGGGCCUGGUUCUAUCUUCUAUACUAGAAAGUAUAGCCUCUACGUACGCCGAUACCACCACGACAAAGCUCUCAGCGCGGGCUAUUGCGAAUCUCACUGGACUCAUCGACGUUCAUGCACAUUGCGUACCAGAUUGGUAUCGUGCAAUCGUCCCUACAACCGGUGGAAAUCCAACACCAUCAUGGAACGUAUCUGGACACCUUGAUUUCAUGGCCAGCCAAAGCAUUUCUCAAGCCGUCCUCGCUUUCUCAGCGCCUGGCGCCAACGUAUACCCAGGAAACCAGGCCGCCACAAUUGCCCUUGCGCGACUGAUCAACGAACAAUCUGCAGCAUUUGCUAGGGCUUAUCCAGAUAAAUUCACAUUCUACGCUGUCGUCCCACUACCCUACACUCCCAAUGCCAUCGCCGAAGCUACAUACGCCCUCGACACACUUGGAGCCGCUGGCAUCGCGCUCUAUUCGAACUUCGAAGGGCGCUAUCUCGGUGAUUCAGCUUUCAAGCCCUUCUUCGAGGCAAUUAAUGCGCGUGGGAGCAACCAAAUCAUAUACGUGCACCCCACAACACCGUAUCUACGCAUCAACGGCACGCUUAUUGAGGCCAAUCCGACUGUAUAUCCUACCGGGAACAUUGAAUUCUACUUCGAGACAGCGCGUAUGCUUGGAGAUCUUGCCGUUACACAGACUUUGCUGAACUUCACCAAUAUCAACUACAUUAUUCCGCACGUUGGAGGCGCAUUUCCGUCGGUCGCUGAUCGGCUUCUGAAGUCUUUCCCGGCGAUUUACGAUCGGACUAUCGAUGUCCUGAAGACGCGGUUUUUCUGGGAUUCAGCGGGUCCGACGUACUUUCACCAGGUUGGGGGAUUGUUGGCAUAUGAUAUUCCGACGACGAAUCUCUUCUUCGGGACGGAUUUCCCGUAUGCGCCGAUUUUCACGUAUGGUCCGUCACUGGUUGGUAUUCAGACGUCGCCAUUUGUGACCGAUACUGAGAGGACUGGUAUCUUUGCUCAGAAUGCGCGAAGACUGUUUGGUAACCGGAUUCCCUUGUAA